This is a messenger RNA of Aegilops tauschii subsp. strangulata, 2231 nucleotides long. RefSeq names its product rop guanine nucleotide exchange factor 7. Lineage: Eukaryota; Viridiplantae; Streptophyta; Magnoliopsida; Poales; Poaceae. The record is from RefSeq and is a predicted model, not a curated record. Gene Ontology annotation, molecular function: guanyl-nucleotide exchange factor activity.
CUCACCGUCAGAGACUCACUGACCGCUGCCUGCCGCGCACCGAGAAUCCCACCAACACAACUCAAAACCCCAACGGUCACUCCUCCUCCUCCCUCCCUCCGCCCUUUCUUUCACCUCUUUUAAGCCUUUAUACUCCCCCCUCCCUCGCCGUCUCAUGCAAUUACCCCGCAAGAACACGGUCCUGCUCCGCUCCGCUCUGCCCGAGACGCCAUCAAUCAAUCCCGUAGUAGGAGCAGAAGAAGCAGCAGUCCCAGUCACUGCCCCGUAGCAGCCGCAUAGUGUGCUUGCUCCUCGGUAGAAUUUGACGAUGGCGAGAGGGGGAGGAGGCGCGGCCGAGGAGGAAGAGGAGGAGGAGGAGGAGGGGAUGGCGGUGAGCGAGACGCUGACGGCGGAGUCGGAGGAGUGCCUCCGCGGGAGCAGCUCCAGCGCCAGCUCCGUCGCCGCCUCCACCGACUCCUACUGCCCGCCCGACGAGUGGCAGCAGGUCGCCAUGAAGACCUGCGUCACCGACGACGCCAUGGGCAAGGCCAAGCCGCCCGCGCCCGGCAAGGAGAGCCCGCCGGUCGCCGAGCCCGAGAGGCACAGAGCCCCAGAGGUCGAGCUGAUGAAGGAGAGGUUCUCCAAGCUGCUGCUGGGCGAGGACAUGUCCGGGAGCGGCAAGGGCGUCUGCACCGCGCUCGCCAUCUCCAACGCCAUCACCAACCUCUGCGCGACCAUAUUCGGGCAGCUGUGGAGGCUGGAGCCGCUGCUGCCGGAGAAGAAGGCGAUGUGGCGGCGGGAGAUGGACUGGCUGCUCUGCGUCAGCGACCACAUCGUCGAGCUGGUGCCCACAUGGCAGACCUUCCCUGACGGAACAAGGCUUGAGAUCAUGACGAGCAGGCCACGGUCGGAUCUGUACAUCAAUCUGCCGGCACUUCGGAAGCUAGACCACAUGCUUCUUGAAACGCUGGAGAGUUUCAGAGACACCGAGUUCUGGUACGUGGACCAGGGGAUAUGCGCGCCGGACUGCGACGGCUCGGCCUCGUUCAGGAGGCCGGCGCACCGCCGCGACGAGAAGUGGUGGCUGCCGGUGCCCCGCGUGCCCCCCGGCGGCCUCCGUGAGGCCACGAGGAGGCAGCUCGAGCACAAGCGCGACGCCGCCAACCAGAUCCUCAAGGCCGCCAUGGCCAUCAACAGCAACGCCCUCGCCGAAAUGGACGUCCCCGACUCGUACCACGACUCGCUGCCGAAGAACGGGCGUGCAACGCUGGGGGACAUCAUAUACCGGUACAUCACGUCGGAGCAGUUCUCCCCCGACUGCCUCCUCGACUGCCUGGACCUGUCGUCGGAGUACCAGGCCGUGGAGAUCGCCAACCGCGUCGAGGCCGCCGUCUACGUGUGGCGCCGGAGGGGCACCGCUGCCAAGUCGGCCGGCACCAAGUCGUCGUGGGGCAUGGUCAAGGACAUGAUCAUGGACACGGAGAAGAGGGGCGACCUGCUCGCCGAGCGCGCCGAGGGCCUCCUCAUAUCGCUGAAGCAGAGGUUCCCCGGGCUGACGCAGACGAGCUUGGACAUGAGCAAGAUCCAGUACAACAAGGAUGUGGGGAAAUCGAUCCUGGAGAGCUACUCGCGGGUCAUGGAGAGCCUGGCCUCCAACAUCAUCGCGCGGAUCGACGACCUGCUGUACGUCGACGAGCUGAGCAAGCAGGCAGACCAGAAGCUCCCAUCGGGUGUGGCAGACGACGGCAAGAUCGCUUGCAAGAACAAAAAGGCUGCUGCCAUGGCCGCCGUGCCCGCCUCGGGCACGACGUACGUCACGCCGAGCUUCUCACCGGCGCAGCUGUCGAGCCCGUCCAAGAUCGGGCGGGCGCUGCUGGUCGACAGGCGGGCGCACCACGGCAGGGCCGCCAAGAGGUCCGCGCUGGCGGACCACGGCGGCGGCCCGGAGGUCAAGGGGAUGCUGGUCACCAGCCCCGUGUUCGACGCCCCGUUGGGCACGGAGCUGUGAGCCUGCGAGUGAUCCGUCGGCCACGGUGGCUGUAUCCAUGUCCAUGUGCAUACUUUACCUUGUGUAUCAUGUGUGCCUGGUUUUCACUGGUAGUGUAGUAAGCGUGAUUGUAGUAAGUGCGGUGCUUGGCCGUUUGCCGCCCUCGGUUUGUGAUGUUUUGGCACUUGGAAGCAAGGUUGUCAGAAUCGUGAUUAUGUUAUACGAUUCUGUGACUUUACAAUCUAAACUGGCCUCUUUGAUUUUA